Messenger RNA from Aspergillus welwitschiae, 804 nucleotides. Its product is annotated as GNAT family N-acetyltransferase. The transcript is spliced from 3 exons. Gene Ontology annotation, molecular function: acyltransferase activity, transferring groups other than amino-acyl groups. NCBI's taxonomy places the organism in Eukaryota, Fungi, Ascomycota, Eurotiomycetes, Eurotiales, Aspergillaceae. The coding region runs from base 1 to 804 and encodes 267 amino acids. The record is from RefSeq and is a predicted model, not a curated record.
AUGGCCGCCAAUCAGACGUUGCGACUCUUCCGUGUUCAUGACGAGCGAAAUUCGAUAUGCGCAGUCGCAAAUACAAUCACUACAUCCUUUGCUCAGGACCCUCUGAUCACAUGGUUACGCCCUCGAGUCCCUCCCUGGACAAAAGAUAACACCGAAACAUUCAAAUGGCAAUAUCGUCGGGUCCAGCGAGCCGUCGCAGAGGGUAUAGUUCUGCAAUCGGGACCAAGUUACCAGAUAGGACGAUUACUUCCUCCCAGGCCUUCUGAAUCGUGUCGUGUUGAAGCAGACGUAAAGGGUUCGGUGGUCGAGGAGAGCAGGAGCGAGGAUGGUGGUGAGGAAAUGGAUGCAGGAGUAGUGGCGCUCUUGUUUCCUCCUCGAGGUGCCCAGGAAUGGUCUUUUUCCAGAUUUAUGCUUGAGUGCAAGUUGCUUUUCCUUGAUACUUUUUGCGCCCGUCGUGAAAGCGGGACCAAUAUACAGAGACUGGAAAUCAUGAUGAAUAGCCAUGACAAGACUAUCUCUCGAGUUAAAAAGCUGCAUCAACUGUGCGACGUGUGGUAUUUGGAGGUUGUCGCUGUGCAUCCCUCUCUUCAGGGUCGGAGCCUCGGAAAGAAGGCUAUGACAUGGGUGUUGGAGUAUAUCAACAACGCACCAGUUUUACUGGAGUGUACGAGUGAGAGUAAUAUCUCCUUCUACCAGAAGCUGGGGUUUGAGGUUGUUGAAGAAGUCGAGUUGAUGGAGGGUGGUGAAGCAGUCAAAUUGUGGUUCAUGCUACGGCAAGCUCCGGGAAGCGGACAUGGUAAAUAG